This is a messenger RNA of Dinoponera quadriceps, 1473 nucleotides long. RefSeq names its product zinc finger protein 600 (gene Prdm13). Bases 1 to 1473 code for a protein of 490 amino acids. The record is from RefSeq and is a predicted model, not a curated record. Lineage: Eukaryota; Metazoa; Arthropoda; Insecta; Hymenoptera; Formicidae. The transcript is spliced from 4 exons. Gene Ontology annotation, cellular component: nucleus.
AUGUUACCAACGCGGUCGAGAAAACAUCGCUAUUUCUCCGGAGUGACUUUCGGAAGCGUGUCCUCCGAAGAAAAGUCUAAGACAAAGAGGAGCAGAGAAGAUAACUCCGCGAAAGAUGUUCGUGCGCAAGCAAUCACUACCUCGAGAAUAUAUCCUGUAGUACCACAGAACGCUCAAGAGUUAGAGGGAACCGAUGUGUCACAAGGAUAUACUAAUUUUGUGUCAUCUAUCGUAUGUACGACUGUUAGAGCCGCUGGAAAUCUUAGCAAGAACUGUUCGACGGAAAUCAUCGAUGUCAAUGCAUUGGCUCAAAGAAGCAUAUCCGUCGCUGACCACAUUGAGAUUGUAGAAGUUGGAGGCCGACUCUAUUGUGUCGAUGGAUUUAUGAAUACACCCUGUUGGCUGAAGACAAUCGACAUAGCUCAAGAUAUUUCCAUGUGUAACGUUAAACUCACGAGUGCCAAAGAAGGGGUAUUUUUGAAAACUGUCAAAAGCAUAAAGGCGGGAGAGUCAUUACAAAUGUGGUUCACCGAAGAGAUUCUGCUCAUGUUGAAUAUACCCUUUCUACUGCCGAUGAAUAUUCGAAGUAACAAGAGCUAUAUAUGCCACAUCUGCAGCAGAAUCUUUGAAUAUCCGAACCCGCUGAAGCUGCAUAUAGCGCUGAAUUGCAAUCGAUUGAACAAGGCUCAUAUCUGGACGUACUUGGCGAAAGGAUUUGCCACUUUGGGCUCUUCGGGAACACGCCUAACUAGCAGUCUCUACCCACAGACGAGCUUCACGUUCGAACUGACCAGCCCCACGAUGACAUUGCCGGCCAACGUGCUCUCUCCGAUUCUCACAGAAACAGUCUACACCGGGGUGUCAUUGAGGAACGAUUCACCGUGUUCGAAUCAACCGUCGCCCCUAUCCUUGAGCCAGCUCUCCUCAAGUUCAUCCUCCAUCGAGACGCCGAAUCCAUUGGAUCAGAUGGCGCCCACCGAAGGACUGACCUCGAGACAUUCCGCUUUCAAACCUUAUGUACCUCGGGACAACGUUAGCAGAAGCCGAUUCGCGCCCUACAACGUGCGUCUACCCGCGGUGACGUCUUUGGAAACUGACGCGAUCGCUAUCGACAUGGAGACGAUCGUCAGCAACGCAGGUAAAUCCAAGGAGGGCCAUCGGUGUAUCUACUGCGGCAAGCUCUACUCGAGGAAGUACGGCCUCAAGAUACACAUCAGGACGCACACCGGCUACAAACCAUUGAAAUGCGCGUUUUGCGAACGCGCCUUCGGAGAUCCCAGCAAUCUCAACAAACACAUCAGGCUGCACACCGAUGGUGACACUCCCUACAAGUGUCAUAUAUGCAGUAAGGUAAUGGUCAGAAGAAGGGACUUAGAUAGACAUUUGAAGUCGAGACAUCAACGGAAGCAAGCUGAGAACGCCUCGGAGGAGUCUACCAGCGCAAUCGACACUGCUAGAACCAUAGAGAUAUAA